Molecule: messenger RNA, 1753 nt
Organism: Oryctolagus cuniculus (rabbit)
Lineage: Eukaryota; Metazoa; Chordata; Mammalia; Lagomorpha; Leporidae
Source: RefSeq, a predicted model, not a curated record
UCUCCAGCUUUUGCAAUCUUUGCAUUUGCAACAUGUGGUGGCUACUCUGGAGGCCUGCGGCUGAGCGUGGACUGCGUCAACAAGACAGAAAGUAACCUGAGCAUUGACAUAGCGUUUGCCUAUCCAUUCAGGUUGUACCAGGUGGCAUUUGAGGUGCCUACUUGUGAGGGAAAGACACGGCAGAAGCUGGCGUUGAUUGGCGACUCCUCAUCUUCAGCAGAGUUCUUCGUCACCGUGGCUGUGUUCGCCUUCCUCUACUCUCUGGCCGCCACCGUUGUUUACAUUUUCUUCCAGAACAAGUACCGAGAAAACAACCGGGGCCCACUCAUAGACUUCAUCGUCACCGUAGUCUUUUCCUUCCUGUGGUUGGUGGGUUCAUCUGCUUGGGCGAAAGGACUAUCUGAUGUCAAAGUUGCAACAGACCCCAAGGAAGUCUUAUUACUGAUGUCAGCUUGCAAACAGCCAUCCAACAAAUGCAUGGCUGUCCACAGCCCUGUCAUGUCCAGCCUCAACACUUCCGUGGUCUUUGGAUUCUUGAACUUCAUCCUCUGGGCUGGAAACAUAUGGUUUGUUUUCAAGGAGACUGGCUGGCAUUCCUCUGGACAGCGGUAUCUUUCCGACCCCAUGGAGAAACACUCCAGCAGCUAUAGUCAGGGUGGUUACAACCAAGAUAGCUAUGGGUCAAGUGGUGGGUAUAGCCAGCAGGCCAGGUUGGAGCCAUCCUCAGAGGAGUUUGGCCAGCAGCCUAGUGGUCCUACUUCCUUUACUAAUCAGAUUUAAAAGAGCAGCAUUUGUAUUCUUCUGGAGAUAGCCUCACCACUUUCCAUUUUAGUGGCAGAAGAAUUUUUUAUGAGUUUCGAUCAAUUAUUAAUGCAGAGAGUGUGGAAUGUAAAUCAGAGAGCUGUGGUCCUCAUUAAGGCAGAAAGGCCUGGGUCGUGAUAAAUGGUACUUAGAGGUGAGACUACAUAAGGAAAUAUAUUAUUAAUCAUAGACAGCUAAUUGGAGAGAAUACCUUGUUAUAUACACAGAUACUUUUAUGUCAUUUUGUAUGUGUGUAGAGAUAGUAAGAGCAUUUUGUAGCUUCAAGUCUCUAGUAUGUAAUAUGCAUAAAGUAAAUUAAAUAGCACUGAGUUUUCCUAUGCAUUUUGAUGCAAAAGAUGUUUUAAGGAUUCCUAAAAGACAAUUUGGUGUAUCACAACAUGCAUGCAUUAUUUUUUAGUUUUAGGCCUUGUAGGAUUGUGCAUCUCUAAAUAUUUGUUUCAGACAAUUACUCUGUGUUUUUUACUUGAUCAAUCAGUGCUUAAAUGAUUUAAUGCAUGAAUAAGCGUUUUCUCACACAAUGAACAUUUCAACUGUAUUUAUUAAAAUUUUCCAGUCUGCACCCUGAAUUUGUUAAAUGAAUGUUUAAAGUAAACAGAUUCACUACUUUAUAUACUUUACGAGUUGUCUCUUUGGCUUUACCAAGUUUCUGAAUGCAUUGUAACUAAGGUUUCGGGGAUAUUGUCCUAUUAGUAGAUAUACAGUGAAAUAUAUAUAUAUAUAGUAAUUGCCCAGUAUCUAUCCUAUUUACUUAACUAAAUAUUUACAUUCUUUUAACUUUCUAUGGUGUUUUGUGACUUUUAUUCUGUGGACCAUAAAAUUUAAGACCCAGUAAUUGUUUGUGUUUAUGUAGAAUAAUGGAGAUGCAGAUACAGAUACUGUGGUCAAGAAUUGCUAUGAGGAUAAAAUAAAAUUAAAAAUAAAUUAAUUAAUU